ACUCUCGAGCUGCGAUAUUUGUUGAGCGUAAGCCUCGAGGGUACUUUGCGAAGUUAUUUAGAUGGAAUCAAGGAAAUGAAGAUAACGAUGCCACUCGUGAAUAUCAUCAAAGGCUACGUGCAAAUGGUGAAACGUGGUAUAGCAGAAAAGAUGUAUUCCGUCAGAAACCAAAAUACGAACACAAACUCGGCAGUCCGUUGAUUUGG
Ambispora leptoticha is the source of this 206-nucleotide messenger RNA. NCBI's taxonomy places the organism in Eukaryota, Fungi, Glomeromycota, Glomeromycetes, Archaeosporales, Ambisporaceae. The record is from the annotation of a GenBank genome assembly.